This is a messenger RNA of Neltuma alba, 4137 nucleotides long. RefSeq names its product endoribonuclease Dicer homolog 2. Gene Ontology annotation, molecular function: protein binding; ATP binding; RNA binding. The transcript has 24 exons. The record is from RefSeq and is a predicted model, not a curated record. NCBI's taxonomy places the organism in Eukaryota, Viridiplantae, Streptophyta, Magnoliopsida, Fabales, Fabaceae. The coding region runs from base 7 to 4134 and encodes 1375 amino acids. Gene Ontology annotation, cellular component: cytoplasm; nucleus. Gene Ontology annotation, biological process: siRNA processing.
GAGCCAAUGAGAGAAGCCAUGGAGAUAGAUGGUUCAGCCGAUCCUCUUCCAUUUGCGAGAAGUUAUCAGUUGGAAGCUUUGGAGAAAGCCGUCGGUCAAAACACCAUCGUGUACUUGGAGACUGGUUCUGGCAAAACUUUGAUAGCGAUCAUGCUUCUUCGAAGUUAUGCAUAUCUUCUUCGCAAGCCUUCCCCUUUCGUCGCGGUAUUUUUGGUUCCGCAUGUUGUCUUGGUUAAACAACAAGCUGAAGCUGUGGAAAUGCACACCGAUUUGAAAGUUGGAAUGUACUGGGGAGACAUGGGAAUCGACUAUUGGGAUGCUACAACAUGGAAAGUAGAAAUGCAGAAACACGAGGUACUUGUUAUGACUCCUGCAAUAUUGCUGUCUGGCUUGAGGCAUAGCUUUUUCAAACUGAAUAUGAUAAAGGUCUUAAUAAUGGAUGAAUGCCAUCACGCUAGGGGUAGAGACCCUUAUGCGUGCAUCAUGACUGAAUUUUAUCAUCCUCAAUUGCAAUCUAAUAGUUCUGAGCUCCCCAGAAUAUUUGGGAUGACAGCAUCUCCUAUUAAAUCGAAAGGUGGGAAUUCUGAAUUGACUCUGUGGAAAAAUAUUGCUGAACUUGAGAGCCUAAUGCAUUCUAAGGUAUAUACAUGUGCAAGUGAAUCUGUCCUUGCGGAAUUCAUACCAAUAUCCACCCCAAAGUUCAAAUUCUACAAGCACACUGGAAUUCCAUUUAACUCAUUCAGGUGCUUGGCAGAUAAACUGCAGCUACUGAAAAAACAGUAUGAAUGCUCAGUGGAAAUGUCAGAGUUGACUAGUUCUGCCUCAGAGUCUAUAUGCCAAAGAAUAACAAGGAUUUUCUCAGCUUUAAUUUUUUGCUUGGAUGAGUUAGGUGUUUUGUUGGCUUUGAAGGCUGCAGAAUUCUUAUCAUCGAAUGAAACUGAAUUAUUUUCAUACGGAAGUAUGGAUGCCUCUGGACAGACUACUGUUAGAAAAUUUACAUUGCAUGCUUUGGACAUUAUUUCAACUUUCAUAUCAACUGGUCCUCAACAUACUGUUGGUGAUAUUAGGUCACAAGUGGAUGUGGGCCUAUUAACCACAAAAGUUCUCUGUCUUACUGACUGUCUACUUGAAUACAGGGGCUUCAAUGAUAUGAGAUGCAUAAUAUUCGUUGAGAGGAUAAUUACUGCAAUUGCUCUUGAAGCUCUUCUGAGAGAAUUCCUCCCAAAACAUAAUGGAUGGAAGACUAAGUACAUAGCAGGAAACAAUUCAAGGUUGCAAAAUCAAACAAGGAAAAAACAAAAUGAAAUCAUAGAAGAGUUUCGUAGGGGCUUGGUCAAUAUCAUUGUGGCUACGUCAAUUCUAGAAGAGGGGUUGGAUGUCCAAAGUUGUAAUUUGGUCAUUAGAUUUGACCCCUCUGCCACAGUAUGCAGUUUCAUUCAGUCCCGAGGACGAGCAAGAGUUCAAAAUUCUGAUUACAUAUUAAUGGUUGAAAGCGGGGACUUGGCUACGCGUUCUCGAUUGGAGAAGUACUUAAGUACUGGAGAAAUUAUGAGAAAGGAGUGCUUGCGUCAUUCUUCCCUUCCUUGUGAGCCCUUCGAUAGUGAUAUAGACAACAAGAAAACUUAUCAAGUUGAAAGCACUGGAGCGAUUGUGAAUCUCAGUUCUAGUAUUGGUUUAAUAUACCUUUAUUGUUCACGGCUCCCUGCAGAUGGGUACUUCAAACCAAUGCCUAGAUGGGAUAAAGAGACUGGGACGCUACUUCUUCCUAAGAGUUGCCCUAUAUCAUCUGUUUGCGUAGAAGGUUCCAAGAAAACCUUAAAGAAUACUGCUUGUCUUGAAGCCUGUAAACUACUACAUAAAAAUGGAGCUUUGACAGAUAAUCUUGUUCCUGAUAUCGUUAUGGAAAAAAAUUUGAUGGAAGAAUUUGAGAAUGAACCUUAUAACGAGGAGCAACCUCAUUAUGUUCCAUCUGAAUUGGUUAACUGCUUUCCACAUGAUGUCAAUACUUUAUACCAUUGCUAUCUGAUGGAGCUGAAGCAAGAAUUCAAUUAUCAUGUUGCUGUUCGUGAUGUUGUUCUUGCAAUGAGAUGUGAACUUGACCUAGAAAUUGGGGGCAUGGAAUAUACAAUGCAUACUGAUAAGGGUGGCUUGAUAGUAAAAUUCAGAUACAUUGGUACAAUAAAUCUUGGCCUAAAUGAGGUUCUCUUGUGUAGAAGAUUCCAAAUCACUGUAUUUGGAAUUCUUCUGGGCCAUAAUAUGGCCAAGUUGACAGCCAUUUUAAAUGAACUCCAUUUGGGAGAUAAUCUUGAGAUUGAUUACCUUCUGCUUCCAGCCACCACCAUAACUCAGAGACCUUUGAUCAUCGAUUGGCCUUCUGUUACUUCUAUAUAUUCAUCUCAAGAAGGUUGCAACAAACAUGCUGCAAACGUAUGGACCAAAGAAGCUCCUGUUUGCUCCUGCAAACUAGAAAAUUCAUUGGUCUACACUCCACAUAAUGGUCAUUUCUAUAUCAUCACUGGUAGAAUGGAAUUGGAUGGAAACUCUCCACUAAGACUCAGUGAUGGCAGAAUUACUACAUAUAAUAGAUACUUCAAAGAAAAGCAUGGAAUCAAUUUGCGUUUUCGACACCAACGACUAUAUAAUGCAAGACGCAUGUUUCGUGUGCAAAAUUACCUUCACAGAAGUAGACAAGUGAAGGAAAGAGAAUCAAACAAGGGUUCAGUUGAACUGCCUCCUGAGCUAUGCUCUAUUAUCAUGUCACCCAUAUCAAUCAAUACAAUAUAUUCAUUCUCAUUCAUUCCCUCUAUAAUACAUCGGCUCGAGUCAUUGCUGGUGGCGUUCAACUUGAAAAAAAUGUGUAUGCAAAAUGAUAUCCCAACAGUCAAGAUCCUGGAAGCAAUCACUGCAAAAAAAUGCCAAGAAUCAUUUCAUUAUGAAUCCUUAGAAACUCUUGGAGAUUCUUUCCUCAAAUAUGCUGCUGGCCAGUAUCUUUAUCAAAUCUAUCCAACUUAUCACGAAGGUCUACUCAGUGUGAAGAAGGACAAGAUAAUUUCUAAUGCUGCCCUCAGGAAGCUUGGGUGCAGCCGUGGACUUACUGGCUUCAUACGGAACUCCCCUUUUGAUCCACACAAAUGGAUUAUACCCGGAGAUAGAUCUGGAUGUGUUUCUUUAACAGAGGAGCUGGCAUCUGAUAUGACAAAGAUUUAUGUUAAUGGAAAUAGAAAAAUAAAACCUAAAGUCAUCGCAGAUGUUGUUGAAGCCUUGAUUGGGGCUUUCCUUAGCACUGGCGGAGAGAAAGCCGCUUUCAGGUUUAUGGAUUGGGUUGGAAUUAAGGUGGAUUUUAAAAUUACACCCAAUAAGACGAAUUUAAUUAUACAUCCAGAGAAGCUUGUAAAUGUCAGAUUUCUGGAAUCGUUGUUGAACUAUUCGUUCAAUGACCGUUCCCUCCUGGUAGAAGCUCUGACGCAUGGUUCGUACAUGCUGCCAGAAAUUCCAACAUGUUAUCAGCGACUAGAAUUUCUUGGGGAUUCUGUGUUGGAUUUUCUUGUUACUGAGCAUCUGUACAAUAAAUAUCCUGGCUUGUCUCCAGGGUUGUUGACUGACAUGAGGUCAGCUUCUGUAAAUAACGAUUGUUAUGCUCGGUCUGCCAUUAAGGCUGACUUACACAAACACAUACUCCAUGCUUCUCAAGAAUUACAUAGGGAUAUUGUUGCUACAAUAAAGGAUUUUGAAAAGCUGUCUUCUGAACCAACUUAUGGAUGGGAGACAAGGACAUAUUUCCCCAAGGUACUUGGGGACAUCAUAGAGUCUCUGGCUGGAGCAAUUAUGGUGGACUCUGGAUUCAACAAAGAGAUUGUGCGCAGAAGCAUCAUGCCUCUCUUGGAACCUUUGGUCACACCUGAUACUGUACAGAUUCAUCCUGUUCGUGAGUUGCAAGAACUUUGCAGUAAACAACAUUAUAUAAUGGAAAAGGCAUUGUUGUCCGCAAACAAUGGCUUGACUUGUGUCACAAUGAGGGUUCUAGCUAAUGGAAAAAUUUAUCAGGAAACCUGUACAGCUGACCACAAGAAAACAGCAAAAAAGCUAGCUUGCAAGGAAAUUUUGACGUCCUUGAAGAACACCAAUUCUGCAUGAGGA